UUUCACAUAUAAAUAAAAUUCAUAUUGAAUUCAUUUCAUUUCUCCUCAGGAAUCGCCAAAAGCGAGUCACAAACAAGUGGUGCCGACUUUCUUCCAGCGCCCCGUAAUAUAUCGGUUGUACUCAUCCAAUGGUAUCCGCCGGCCGUACGGGUCAACUGGCAGUUUGAUUGGUCGCUAACACAUAACCAUAAGAUUAGGGCAUUUCAAAUAGUCUACAAUCCAAUCAGAUCGAGUGUAUUUUUAGUCUUUUAUAAGAUAUUAGACCUGAAAU
Molecule: messenger RNA, 271 nt
Organism: Medioppia subpectinata
Lineage: Eukaryota; Metazoa; Arthropoda; Arachnida; Sarcoptiformes; Oppiidae
Source: the annotation of a GenBank genome assembly